AUGUUGACACACGCAGUUCAUCCGACUACUCCUUGUCGCCAGGCAGUUCUUAACCUCAGUCAAGCGCGCGUUUUAACCCCACGUGCGUCCGUAAGGAGGAGGCUCCUCUCCACGGCUGGGGCCUACAAAACUCCCAAGCCAUUCAAUGAGCCAAAUCUACACUAUGCGCCAUCAUCCCCGGAGCGGGAGAAGUUGAUUGUAGCAGUCCAAGAGUUGCGACAAAAGCUUCCAGUUCGUGUACCGUCAAUAAGAAACGGACAAGACGAACCCGCCCAGCCGAGCUCAUCUGAUGCGGAGACAUAUAUUCCAUCGGAGAUCUCAUCAGUCUUUGCCAAAUACACUCCGACAACAGAGGCGGAAGUAUCAGCCGCCAUCGAAGCGGCGCUCAAGGCCAAGACGGCCUGGCAGAACACACCCUUUGUCGAUCGGGCGGCCGUUUAUCUCAGAGCAGCUGAAUUGGUAUCCGGAAAGUAUCGAUUCGAACUGAUGGCAGCGACGAUGCUUGGGCAAGGGAAAAACGCGUGGCAGGCAGAGAUUGAUGCAGCUGCCGAGCUGGCUGACUUUUUCCGUUUCAACGUCUCAUUCGCCGAAGAGAUCUAUUCCAGGCAACCUACGCUGAAUGAGCGCGGGCAAGCAGGACGCACCGAUUGGCGCCCUCUGGAAGGCUUUGUGUAUGCCAUUUCGCCGUUCAACUUCACAGCCAUCGGCGGAAAUCUCGUGUCUGGUCCGUCGCUCCUUGGCAACGUCGUCCUUUGGAAACCUUCUCCUUCCAACGUAUACGCAAGCUACCUGGUAUACAAGAUUCUUCGCGAGGCUGGCCUCCCACCGAAUGUUGUCCAGUUCGUUGGCGGCGACGCCGAGAUGAUCACCAGAGUGGCCCUUGCACACCCGGAACUGUCCGCGAUCAAUUUUACAGGAUCUUCAGACGUUUUCCGGAGCCUUUAUGGCAAGAUAGCAGAUGGCGUUAAGGAACGAAAAUACCGUGACUUCCCACGGCUGGUGGCGGAGACCUCAGGCAAGAACUUUCACCUGAUUCACAACUCUGCCGAUAUCAGUAAUGCGGUGAAGCACACCAUUCGUGCCUCUUUCGAGUACGCGGGCCAAAAGUGCUCUGCCUGCUCGCGAAUCUACAUCCCUGCCAGCCGUGCUGAGCAGUUCUUCUCCGAGAUGAAAAAAGAGCUGAGGCAGGUCAGAGUGGGCCCACCCGAGGACUUUGAGAGCUUCACUGGUCCGGUCAUAAACCAAGCAGCAUUUGAUAAGCUCACCAAGGUCAUCGACGCUUCCAACCAAGACAGUCAGUUGGAGCUUGUGGUCGGUGGCAAGUACGACGGUAGCAAAGGCUACUUCAUUGAGCCCACCAUUUACUCUGCGAAGGACGUGGAUCAUCCUCUCUUCGACCGAGAGCUCUUUGGUCCCGUUCUGGUGGCCCACAUCUACCGCGACGAGGACUUUGACUCACUCUUGACCAAGAUCGAUAAGCAAGGCGGCGGCUUCGCGUUGACUGGAUCCAUCUUUGCGACCGACACAGCGGCGAUCCGCCAAGCGGAGGAUAGGCUUCGCUAUGCUGCUGGGAACUUCUACGUCAACUGCAAGACGACUGGUGCUGUCAUUGGCCAACAGUCUUUCGGGGGAGCACGAGGCAGCGGAACCAAUGACAAGGCUGGCAGUGCAAACAUGUUGAUGCGCUUCACGGCCCCGCGGACCCUGAAGGAGGAAUAUCAUACCCUCGACACGGUACUCUAUCCGAGCAACAGUUGA
This is a messenger RNA of Fonsecaea pedrosoi CBS 271.37, 1758 nucleotides long. Its product is annotated as 1-pyrroline-5-carboxylate dehydrogenase. The transcript has 3 exons. Gene Ontology annotation, cellular component: mitochondrial matrix. Gene Ontology annotation, molecular function: L-glutamate gamma-semialdehyde dehydrogenase (NAD+) activity. Bases 1 to 1758 code for a protein of 585 amino acids. NCBI's taxonomy places the organism in Eukaryota, Fungi, Ascomycota, Eurotiomycetes, Chaetothyriales, Herpotrichiellaceae. The record is from RefSeq and is a predicted model, not a curated record.